Penaeus monodon (black tiger shrimp) is the source of this 800-nucleotide messenger RNA. RefSeq lists its product as uncharacterized. The coding region runs from base 62 to 652 and encodes 196 amino acids. Gene Ontology annotation, molecular function: chitin binding. Gene Ontology annotation, cellular component: extracellular region. The record is from RefSeq and is a predicted model, not a curated record. The transcript has 2 exons. NCBI's taxonomy places the organism in Eukaryota, Metazoa, Arthropoda, Malacostraca, Decapoda, Penaeidae.
UGGGCACAGUGCCACCCCGGGCUUCCGUUCCUCUCUGCUCGACGCAACGCUGCCGCUCGCCAUGUCUGUGCUGCUGCUAGCCUUAGCUCUUCUGGGAGCCGUCCACGCUGACAAGAUGUUCAGCCCGCCCGCUCCUCCCGCCCCAGGAUACUCGUACGGCGCCCCCGAUCUCAGGGCCGACGCCUCCACUCUCGACCAGCAGGAACAGGAUCCCAUCGCCGCCCUGGCCGCCAACAUCCCCGGCAGAGGCGUCCCUGGCGAGGACUACCCCAUCCUGGCCUCCGUCCCCGACACCGGCUUCUCCUGCGAGGAACAGGAAUUCCCAGGCUACUACGCUGACACCGCCCCCGAGGCCGGCUGCCAAGUGUUCUACAUCUGCCAGUUCGACGGCCGCCAGGACGCCUUCCUGUGCCCCAACGGCACCCUCUUCAACCAGCAGUACUUCGUGUGCGACUGGUGGUUCAAUGUGGACUGCGCCGCGUCCGUGCAGUUCCGAAGUCUCAACGCUGACAUCGGCAAGAUCCCCGAAGACGCCGCUGCCUCCGUCCGCAACGACGUCGUGGCACCGAAUCAGCUGUAUGGCACUCCCAAUGAGCGCCAGGCACCUCCUCCAACUCCUUCUCAGUCUUAUGGAAGUCCAAACGGGUUCUAGAUUGUGGCGCGAACAAGGAACAAACACCUAUUUAUGUUUUUUAUCGUUUCUGUCUUCACAUGCCCUAUAAUAUGAUGUUAGAGCUCUGUAAAUAAAUGUUCCAUCAGCAAAGAGCAUUUUAUUCAAGUGAAUGGACUAUCAUAUUCCA